AUGAAGACUGUAGAUUAGAAAGAAGCAAGUAAAACUUAUAGAACUUAGCAAGAACCGUUUUAAGAAGUUGUUGAGUACCUGCCAUAAAAUUAGGUUAUUUAAACUGAAAGAAUAAACACUUAGCGUUAAAGAUCGAAGACAUCUUUCAUAAAAAAUUUAGAUAUAGAAACAGCAAAAAACAUAUAAACUGAAAGCAUAUAAAAUUAGUAUGAUGAUUUUAAUAGAAAUAUGCAUAAUGAUUAAGGAGGAGGGAAAACUAAUUUUAAUCAAGUCAAUAAUUCUUGUAAAAACAGCUAUAUCACACCUGCAACAGAAUAUAGCAAGUAGCAAUAUAACCCAAAUCAAGCUUUUGUAGAUGAAGAAGAGUUUAAAAGAUACAGAAAUUUCAUAGAUAAUCAUUCUAAAUCAAGCAAAAGCUAAAUCAUCAAAAGAAAUAAUGCUGAAACUCCAAAUAUAUAAAAAAUUUCAUAAGAAAGAAAUCAAAAUGCUAAUUAAAAAUAAGAUAAAUCUUCUUUAUAAAUUAUUUUGCCUGAUUAAUCAAUUGAUAAUGCAAUGUCUUUUGGUGUAGUUAAUGACUAAAAAAGUAGAUCUUAUUAAUAGAAAUAAAAUAGUAUUUCUUAGUUACAUACAGCAAGGUCUGCUUAAAAUCUAUUUGAAGAAAUCCCAAAUAGCAAAAAUCUUGAAAAUUAUAAUUCUCAAAAAGAUACUCAUUAAUCGAAUGUUUUGAAAGUUAAAUCUUAAAGAGAUAAUAUUAAAUAUUAAUCAAUGAAUUUUUAAAAUGAUCAAGUUGUUAAUAAUGAAUAUACGUAAUAAUAUAGAUAGUAAAAUUUAGUUUCUAAGUAAUCAGAAAAGUUACUCACAGAACCUGAUUUAUGUAUCAAAAAUGAAAGAGAAAAAACUAAUUAAAUAAAAUAAUUUUAAGCUCAAGAAUAAGAUUUUCAAUAUAAUACUUCCAAAUAAUAGUAAUUGUUAUAAUAAUAAUCAUCUAAAAUCUAAAGAAAAUCUUGUAUCCUAGAUUAAUAAAGAUCUGAUUAGAUUUAAAUGUAACAACAAUACACACAGCGUUAGCAUUCUAAUAACUAAUAGCCCAAUUAGCUACAAUAAAACCAAACUUUGUAAUUAAAUUCUCAUAGGAACUAUUAAAAAACACCAGAGCGCAAUUAUAAUGAUAAUUUUAGCAAUCUCACACAUAGAAAUAAUACAUAAUUAUAAAAUAUAAAAAUCUUAUCUAACGAUGGCUAAUAAUAAAACUAGUUGGUUGCAAAAGAUCAAUAAAUUGCAAAAGGCUUAGUAAAGUAAUACUCCUCAUAAAAUUUAAAUCAAAAUUAACAUAACUUAAAUACUAAUCGCUUCUGUGCUGAUAAUAAAGCAUAUCAAAAUACUUAUAAUACAAAUGAAUAAAAAGAUUAAAAGUAUAAUCUUUAAAAUGUAAAAACUGAUUAUUAAAUGAAUUAGUAACUGUAGUAAAUGUAAGCUUACCCCUAAAAUUUAUAGCCCUCAUAAUAAAGUAUUGAAGAAAAAUAUAAAAAUUAAAUUAACUAAUUUAAAGAAUAAAUAUAAUCUUUGCAAAUACACAAUAGAUAAUUAGUUGGAUAAAUAAAAAUUCUUGAGAGUGAUAACUAGGUGUCAAUUUAAAAUAUAAGAUAGCUGCAAGAAGAAAUAUUGUAACUUUAAAAAAAUUUAGAAUUAAGCAACCACUGUAAAGAAUAAGCAUAACUGUAACAUUAAAAUAUAUUGUAAUAAUUUUAAAAACUUGAAGAAGAAAUAAAGCAAAUCAGAGAGUAAUCCUCGAAAUUUGCAUAAGAACAUUAUACAAAUUAAUAAUAGUAAUAAUAAUCAAUAGAAUUAAAAAACUGGAAUAACUACAAUAAUAUCUCCUUCGAUGAAACAUCUUCUUCUCCUUUCUCCCACAACAAUUUUGCAUCAGCUAAAAGCGUAGCUACAACUGCUACAGUUUUUUCAUAAAAAUCUUCAACAAUGAUUACAAAGCCUGCUUAAGGUUAGCAAUAAAAUCCUUAAAUACAAAUAGAAAAAUAGCAACCACAUAUUUUUAAUUAGGGAUAAAAUAAUUCCUCACUUGAAUUAUAAUAAUAGUUUUACAACUACUGCAAUUAAUUGCAAAAUAAUUCAGUAAAUUAAUAACAACAACUUAAUUAAAAUUAUAGAGAAGCAAACAUUGUUACAGCCAGAGAUGGAGCUGCUUCUGUGUUUGAGCAAACUUUCUCAUAAGAUGAUUAGCAUUAAUUCCAUUCCUAAGAAUCCAGAAAAUCAUAAGCUUUAAAAAAGAAUGUUAGCUAAGAUAAUUACUAUAGCCAAUAAGUAACUAAUAAAAAUGAAAAUAAUUCAGCUUUUGAUAUCUUAUAUUAAAUUUAUUUGAAGUUGGGAGAAGGUUAAAUAGAUCAAAUAGAAUUACUUCCAGAAAAAGUUAGCAAUUUGAUUAAUGAAAAUAAAUAGAAUGGAAAAUUUAUAAAGUCAAUGAAAGAAUUAACAAUAAAAUGUUCGCCAGCAAACUAUUUUGGAUCUUCUGAACCCAGUUUGAAGAUAAUCUGGAAAUUCAUUAAAAAAGUAAUGGAAGAAUACACAAUUUUAAAAAGCAAAAGUAAAUAAAUAGAAAGUAAAGUAAAUAAUUAAAAUCAAUAGCAAUAAGACUCAUCAGCAUCUCCCAUUUAAGUAAAAAAUAUGAACAAUCCAUAACAAUCUUUUUCUAAUUUUCCAAACAAUAAUCAAUAACAAUAAUUAUAGUAAAACUCCAGUCAGUAAAUCCAUGGGUAAAUUUAAAAGUAAUGA
Tetrahymena thermophila SB210 is the source of this 2787-nucleotide messenger RNA. RefSeq lists its product as hypothetical. The record is from RefSeq and is a predicted model, not a curated record. The transcript has a single exon. NCBI's taxonomy places the organism in Eukaryota, Ciliophora, Oligohymenophorea, Hymenostomatida, Tetrahymenidae.